Messenger RNA from Adineta ricciae, 1332 nucleotides. NCBI's taxonomy places the organism in Eukaryota, Metazoa, Rotifera, Eurotatoria, Adinetida, Adinetidae. The record is from the annotation of a GenBank genome assembly.
AUGUCCGACGAUGAAGAUAUGAUGGAUAAUGAUUUCGAUAAUGACUACGAUAAUGAAGAAGUCGAGCCAGAUAAUGAUCUCGAAAAUCAGUUCUAUUUUUCCGAAGCAUUAAUGGAAGAUGACCCAGACGCUGCUCUCGAUAGUUUCAAAAAUGUUCUUACGCUGGAAGAGAAAGACGGUGCGAAAGGCGAUUGGGGAUUUAAAUCACUAGAAUAUAUCGUGAAAAUCUAUCUAAAAAAAGGAAAUCAUAAGGAAAUGUUAAGAUAUUUUCAACAAUUAUUGACCUAUAUCAAGUCAGUUGUGACCCGAAAUGAAAGUGAGAAAACGAUUAAUUCUAUUAUUGAUCAAAUUUCGACAACGGGGAAGAUGGAUUUGAUAGAAGAGGUCAUUACGAUGACAUUAAAUGCACUACAAGAAGCCAAAAACCAUCGCUUAGCAUUCAAAGUUCAUCUUAAAUUAGGCAAACUAUAUGAAGAACAACGCAAUGAUGUUAAAUUGCAAAAGGUUAUCAAAGACUUGUAUGCAUCGUGUGAUUCACCAGAAGGCGUCGAUAAUCAACAUCGUGGUACACAAUUAUUAGAAAUCUAUGCGCUCGAAAUUCAAAUGCACACAGCACAAAAAAAUAACAAAAAAUUAAAGCAGUUGUAUGAAGCUUCUCUACAGAUCAAAUCAGCCAUACCCCAUCCAUUGAUCAUGGGUAUUAUACGCGAAUGUGGUGGAAAGAUGCACUUGCGUGAACAAGAAUAUGAAAAGGCACAUACAGACUUUUUCGAAGCAUUUAAAAACUAUGACGAACCUGGUUCACCACGUCGUAUCACAUGUUUGAAAUACCUGGUUCUCGCUAAUAUGCUGAUGCGCUCAACUAUCAAUCCAUUUGAUUCUCAAGAAACUAAACCAUACAAAGAUAAUCGGGAAAUCCAAGCGAUGACAUCGCUUGUUAGUGCGUAUCAGAAUAAUAAUAUUAAAGAAGUUGAAUUGAUUCUACACAAGAAUCGGCAAUCGAUUAUGGACGAUCAAUUUGUUCGCGAACAUAUCGAGAUUCUCCUACGAACAUUACGAACAAAAGUUUUGGUUCGCUUAAUAAAACCAUAUACGAAAAUCCAUAUGAAAUUUAUCGCUCAUGAAUUAAAUAUUGAGAUAAGCGAAGUUGAAAAUCUCUUGAUAUCUUGUAUUCUUGAUCAAACAAUUCAAGGUAAAAUAGAUCAGGUUAAAGAAGUACUUGAACUUGAUCAGCAAGAAAAUAUUCAAGGUUUACAUCGUUAUCAAGCUAUGACAAAGGUUACUAAUCAGUUACAAACGAUUCAGAAUGGGAUGCUACAACGAGUUCAAUGA